UCUCUCAUAGAAGACAACAUUGUUCCUCGACAACUUAGGUUGCCAUGGAGAAGAUGUCUCACAUUUAUAGAGAAAGGAGCACUUAUGCAAAACCUACGUGUCUGUGUCCGAGAACAGGGAAGCAUUCAUAGCGCAAGGUGGGGCUGUGACUAUGUACCAUACAAGGCUCCCGAAAUGGUGCCAAAGUUUUGGAUGCAGACUGUAAAACUCGUCUUAUUUCAGUUUAGAAAAGAUUUUGGUCGCAGAUUUUCUGAUUCCCACUCGGAUUCUCAGCAAACCAUUCUUCCUAUGAUUCACAAAGCGAGUGAAUCAUAA
Messenger RNA from Sphenostylis stenocarpa, 315 nucleotides. NCBI's taxonomy places the organism in Eukaryota, Viridiplantae, Streptophyta, Magnoliopsida, Fabales, Fabaceae. The record is from the annotation of a GenBank genome assembly.